This is a messenger RNA of Mollisia scopiformis, 774 nucleotides long. RefSeq lists its product as uncharacterized. Bases 1 to 774 code for a protein of 257 amino acids. The transcript is spliced from 4 exons. The record is from RefSeq and is a predicted model, not a curated record. Lineage: Eukaryota; Fungi; Ascomycota; Leotiomycetes; Helotiales; Mollisiaceae.
AUGAGCACAAACUCCACAAUGAGUGCAGACUCUGGCGCAAAAGUCCCAGAGGACUCUCCAAAAGAACUUCAGGUCAGCUUCCUCAAGUUCCCUCCUGAGGUCAGAGACAUGAUCUACGAUCUUCUGGUGGAGAGCGAGUACUCAAUUGACAUAUUGUCACUAAAGAGAAAGACUGGUUCGCGCAAGAAGUCCGAUUCCGCAGAUCCCAACGCCAUCCUCAGGGCAAAUAAACAAACAUACAGUGAAGGAAGCGCAAGACUCUACACCGUGAACACCUUCACUGUUGGCAACGGAUGGUGGAACUCCAGCACAGUUCCCAACCUCAAAGGUCUCCAAUCGUUCAUCCGAACAGUUCCCAAAACCUUCAUCUCCUUGAUCAAAAACCUCAACAUACGUGUCAGCUUCCUAUGUAACUUUGACGGAGAUGCUUACUACUUGGAUGUCCAUGCCACCGAAGACCUACUCGAUACUCUCUGGAUUGUCCAGAAGCACUUCGAUGGUGUGAAAAAUUUGGAAUGGGUUAUCACUAUGGACAACAUCCGCAAUCUUCGUGGACCAUCAGAUCCGGAAGCGGGAACCUGGGCCAUAGCAUAUUCUGGCCAUCAUAUUGUUCGUUAUGCAGUACAGAGCUUGUUAGAGAGUCUGACACCCCUGAAUUCAUACCACUAUACAUUUGGCGUACGCCUGAAGGACGAAGAGGUGAAGAGGUUCCUGGCAGUUGUUCUUGUGGAAAAGGAUUGGAAAAGGGUUGGUAACGGCGGUGUUGAGGAUUGA